CAAUAAUACCUUUUGAUAAAACUAUAGGUUAUAACAUUUUAUCCCAAAGUUUAUAUUUUUAUUGUUUUAUUUCUUGAAAGAACAUGGGGAGACAACCUUGUUGUGACAAAAAUGUAGUGAAAAAAGGUCCAUGGUCAUCUGAGGAAGACAAGAAGCUUACUAAUUUCAUCCUUAAUAAUGGUCAAUGUUGUUGGAGAUCUCUCCCUAAACUUGCAGGGCUAUUGAGAUGUGGAAAGAGUUGUAGAUUGAGAUGGACAAAUUAUCUAAGACCAGAUUUGAAAAGGGGACUUUUAUCAGAAUAUGAAGAAAAAAUGGUUAUUGAUCUUCAUGCUCAACUUGGCAAUAGGUGGUCUAAAAUUGUUUCUCAUCUGCCAGGAAGAACUGAUAAUGAAAUUAAGAACCACUGGAAUACACAUAUUAAGAAGAAGCUCAAGAAAAUGGGAAUUGAUCCAACCACUCACAAUCCAAUUACUAGUGACCAACUAACAAAAAAUCAACCAAUUAUUCAACAAGAAACACAAAUUCCUAUAGAGGAACCAAUUGUAGAAAUCAAAUCAGAAGCAAAACAAGAAGAAAACAAGAACAUUGGGACUUGUACAAAAAACAUCAACUCAAUUGAUGAAGUCAUGAAUGAUGACUUUUGUACUAAUGAAGUCCCCUUAAUUUCACCAAAUGAAAUUUUAGUCCCUCAUGAAUCAACAUCUUCAUUUUCUUCUCAAUCAUCCAUCAAUAUUCUUGAAGACUUUUUACCAAAGUGGCAAUGUGAUUUCAACAUGGAAAUUAGUUGGGCAGAUGAUGAUUUCAGAAGCACUUUAGAUUAUUUACUCAAUGAUGAUGAUGUUAGUGACAUGAACAACACCACCAUUUCCCAAGAUUGGUCUCAAGUGUUGGAAGUUUGAGAUAACACACUAUUAUUAAAAAAAACGUGAA
Molecule: messenger RNA, 930 nt
Organism: Solanum verrucosum
Lineage: Eukaryota; Viridiplantae; Streptophyta; Magnoliopsida; Solanales; Solanaceae
Product: transcription factor MYB20-like
Exons: 3
Coding region: 84-899 (271 amino acids)
Source: RefSeq, a predicted model, not a curated record